UCCCGGCAGAGCCAUGACACUUUUGUACCAAAUCUCUGCUUAGAUGCCGCACAAAUGAUGGAGGGAAAGAGAUCAGACUCACCAGAACCCAGUUGUGUGUCCAUGGAGAGUGACGACUCAAUGAAAGGGCCAGUGAACUUCAGAGACAGAGACAGUUCUACUGAUGUGAGAACAAUGAAGAGGAAGAGAUCAGACUCACCAGAACCCAGCUGUGUGUCCAUGAAGAGUGACAACUCAGCAGUCCGUCCAAUUAAUCUCAGAGAUGGAGACAGUUCUCCUUAUCAAACAGCACAGAUAAAGACUUCAGACAGCAGAAAUGAGUUGGAGUUCAUAUUCAAAGAGUUGGAACACAAAGUCAUCACUCUAAUAAAGAACGAACUGAAGAGGUUUGAGAAGCUCUUGAGUCCAGAUUACCCAGCAUGCACUGAGAGAGAGGUGGAGGAUGAGGAGGAUCUGCACAGUGUGAGAGAGGGAGCGCUGAAGAUCACACUGCACGUCCUGAAGAACAUGAACCUCAAUGAUCUCGCCGAUACAUUGAAGAACAAACUGUUCCAGGUGUCUCAGUAUCAGCAAAAACUCAAAUCCAGCCUAAGAGAGAAGUUUAAAAAAAUUAAUGAAGGAAUUACACAACCUGGAAGCUCAGUACUUCUAAAUGAGAUCUACACAGAGCUCUACAUCACAGAGGGUGGGAGUGGAGACGUCUGUAAUGAACAUGAGGUGAGACAGAUUGAAACAGAGUCCAGGAGAGCAGCAACACAGGAGACACCCAUCAAAUGUAAUGAUCUCUUUAAAGACAAGUCCAUCAGAAGUGUGCUGACCAAAGGAGUUGCUGGAAUUGGAAAAACAGUCUCUGUGCAGAAGUUCACUCUGGACUGGGCUGAAGGAAAAGCAAAUCAGGACAUCACCUUCAUGUUUCCACUUCCCUUUAGAGAGCUGAAUCUGAUAAAGAAGAAACAUCUCAGUCUGAUGGACCUUCUUCAACGCUUUUUCCCAGAAUUGAAGAACUUAACAUUAGAAAGGUAUAAUGCUCACAAAAUCCUGUUCAUCUUUGAUGGUCUGGAUGAGUGUCGACUUCCUCUAAAUUUCCAGGACAAUAAGAGUGUGUGUGAUGUGACAGAGUCAGCCUCAGUGGAUGUGCUGCUGACAAACCUCAUCAAGGGGAAGUUGCUUCCCUCUGCUCUCCUCUGGAUCACCUCUCGACCAGGAGCAGCCAAUCAGAUCCCUCCUGAGUGUGUAGACCAGGUAACAGAGGUACGAGGGUUCAGAGAUCCUCAGAAAGAGGAGUACUUCAGGAAGAGGAUCAGUGAUCAAAGCCUGGCCAAUAAAAUCAUCUCACACAUUAAGUCUUCAAGAAGCCUCUACAUCAUGUGCCACAUCCCAGUCUUCUGCUGGAUCUCAGCCACUGUACUAGAGAGAAUGUUGGGUGAAGCAGAGAGUGGAGAAAUCCUCAAGACUCUGACCCAAAUGUUCACACACUUUCUGAUAUUUCAGAUUAAACACAAGGACCAAAAGUACCAUCAGAAAUGUGACCCUGAUCCUGAGAAGACCAGAGAGAGUAUCCUGGCACUGGGAAAACUGGCUUUCCAACAGCUGGAGAAAGGAAACCUGAUCUUCUAUGAGGAAGACCUGCGAGAAUGUGGCAUUGAUGUCAAAGAAGUGUCCGUGUACUCAGGAUUCUGUACCCAAAUCUUUAGAGAGGAGUUUGGGCUUCACCUGGAGAAGGUGUUCAGCUUUGUACAUCUGAGUGUUCAGGAGUUUCUAGCUGCUUUAUACUCAUUCCUCUCAUUCAUCAGCAGAAACGCAGAUCAAACAGAACAACAAACUUCUGAUCUGUCAGAUCUUUUUACUAAGUCUAACAUGACUGAUUUUCUGAAGAGUGCAGUGGACAAGGCCUUACAGAGUGAGAAUGGACACCUGGACCUGUUCCUCCGCUUCCUUCUGGGUCUCUCGCUGGAGUCCAAUCAGACUCUCUUACGAGACUUAAUGCCACAGAUACGAAGCAGCUCUCACAGCAAACAGGAAACAGUCGAGUACAUCAAGGAGAAAAUCAGGGAGAAUCCAUCAACAGAGAAAUCCAUUAAUCUGUUCUACUGUCUGAGUGAACUGAAAGAAGAUUCUCUAGUGCAGGAAGUAAAAGAGUAUCUGAACAGACAAGGUUACAGUCGUCUAAGUAGAACCAGGCUUUCUCCUGCUCAGUGGUCAGCUCUGGUGUUUGUGAUGCUCAACUCAGAAGAGGAGCUAACUGAGUUUAAUUUAAAGACAUAUGACCCAUCAGAGGAAUGUCUUCUGAGGCUGCUACCAGUGGUCAAAGCAUCCAGAAAAGCUGAUCUACAUGAGUGUAAAUUGACAGAUGAAAGCUGUAGAGCUCUGUCCUCUACAGUCCUCAGCUCAAACUCCUCCAGUCUGAGAGAACUGAACCUAAGUGACAAUAACCUGUAUGAUUCAGGAGUGAAGCUGCUCUCUGCUGGACUGGAGAAUCCACACUGUACACUGGAGAAACUGAGGCUGUGUGGGUGUAAACUGACAGAGGAAAGCUGUAGAGUUCUGUCCCCAGUUCUCACCUCAAACUCCUGCAAGCUGAAAAAAUUGAACCUGAGUCACAAUAACCUGCAGGAUUCAGGAGUGAAGCUGCUCUCUGCUGCACUGAAAAAUCCACACUGUACACUGGAGAUACUGGAGAUGUGGGAAUGCAACAUUACGGAUGAGGGUUGUAUUGCUGUGGCUUCAGCUCUGGAGUCAAAUCCCUCAUCACCCCUGCAAGAACUGAAUCUGAAUGGUAACAAGCCAGGAAAAUCAGGGAUGAAGCGGCUUUCUGAUCUUCUGAACAAUUCAAACUGUAAACUAAAGAAACUACAUGUUACCAUGAGGAAGAUUGAACAAUAAUCCCACACAGAGGACUCUAAGAAAUUAAUGGAAACUUACAGUUUCCACCAUCAUAAGAAAACAUUUUACAUUUGUUUUUGGUUUACAGUUGAUUUUGUUUGGUGGGAUUUUAAACCUAAUCUUAAUCCUGACUGGUUUAAAAAAAAUCUGUUAGGAAAUUUAUUCCUAACUGAGAAAGUACCCAACAACUUAUAAACAUUUGUCCUAUCUUCUAGAGAUAACAAUAUCGGAUCUUGAUGAUACUGUACCACAUGUGUAGCCUGGAGUCUAGUGAGUGAGUAAAGGGUGUCAUACUUGAGCUCCCAUAUCAAUCACAGUAACACUAGCCAAUCAUAGGUGUCUGUGAGCUCGCACAAGUGAAAGUUGGCAGACAGCGCUUGUCCUCUGAGUGUGUUAUGCUUCCCCCUGUAACAGUUCGAUAAGAUGGCUUCACUUACUGCGGCGCACAUCAGCACAUGAACAUGGUUGGAUCUGUAAUUAUUUAAUUAAGCUGUAAUCAAACAUAAAUGAAGGAGAAAGUCAGUAAAAAAAAAGUACAGAGGUACAUUCAGUACCACGACCAAUGACUUUAUUAUAUUUAUUCAUAUGAUAUUGCAUUUAUUUACAUUUAUUUUUAAUACAUUUAUUACAUUAGUGAUGACUGUCAUUGGUUCUCUCUUUCAACACUUGGGUUUUUAUGGCAACAUUAACACCCUGUUAGAAGUGAAAAUUGGGUACAUAGUAUUUAUUUUGCAUAUUAUGCUCCAUAUUAUUCAUGCUAGUUUUAAGAAUUAUUUUACUUCAAGGUAUAAUAAGGCUAUUUUAAUGCAAUAAGAUGUUAUUUUCUUGUAAAAAAAAAAAUAAUAAUAAUAAUAUUGUCAUGUUACAAAGAGACUACAAAUGUAAACUCUCCUGUCCUGGACUCCUUCCUGGUUAAGUGCAUGAAGAUUUUUUCCUAAAUGUUAAAUAAACCUCUCUAUUUCAAUGAUUACACACUAUAGUAAAAUAAUGUAUAAUAUACUGUGUGCAGACCAGACAGCACGCUGUGGCGACCCCUUGAUGGGAGCAGAAGAACUACUAUAAAAAACUAUUUAUAAUACUCAUUUAUAGUUUGUAGUGGUUUCCUAUUUUAUGUGAGUGAGAAAUAUUUACUAUGUUAAUCUCAGUGUGGCCUUGUUCAUUUGUAAACUAUAUAAACAUAUCUGAUUCACUGACUA
Molecule: messenger RNA, 4079 nt
Organism: Clarias gariepinus (North African catfish)
Lineage: Eukaryota; Metazoa; Chordata; Actinopteri; Siluriformes; Clariidae
Product: NACHT, LRR and PYD domains-containing protein 9-like
Exons: 10
Coding region: 55-2883 (942 amino acids)
Molecular function (GO): protein binding
Source: RefSeq, a predicted model, not a curated record